Solanum pennellii is the source of this 1218-nucleotide messenger RNA. RefSeq lists its product as uncharacterized. The record is from RefSeq and is a predicted model, not a curated record. The coding region runs from base 1 to 1218 and encodes 405 amino acids. Gene Ontology annotation, molecular function: nucleic acid binding. Lineage: Eukaryota; Viridiplantae; Streptophyta; Magnoliopsida; Solanales; Solanaceae. The transcript has 5 exons. Gene Ontology annotation, biological process: DNA integration.
AUGGGUAGCUUUACAUAUGUACAACCAGAAAGGAGGGAGAUGGUUCGGGAGAUUCAGCGGCUAUCCAGCCUUGGAGUCCGUCUGGCUAAUUCAGAAGAUAGUGGAGUUUCUAUUCGAGAGGUUGCUGAGUCCUCAAUCAUAGAUGAGGUAAAGAGACACCAAUAUGAGGACCCUAUUCUGGCACAGUAUAGAGAUGCAGCUCUUCAAAAGGAAAAGACCCAUUUAAGGUUACACCUGACAGAGUGUUACAAUAUGAAGGCAGAUUGUGUGUACCCAAUAUUGCGGGGCUACGACGGCAGGUUAUGGGAGAGGCACACUCUGCCUGUUAUUCUAUUCACCCUGGGUCAACAAAAAUGUAUCAUGACCUCAGAUGCUUAUACCGGCUUACCUCGCACUCAACGGAAGUAUGAAUCUAUAUGGGUUAUUAUAGAUAGGCGGACGAAAUCGGCCCAUUUUCUUCCAGUCAGGACUACUUAUUCGGCUGAAGAUUAUGCGAGGUUAUAUGUUAGGGAGAUAGUGAGACUUCAUGGGGUUCCCACGUCCAUUAUAUCAUACAGAGGAGCUCAAUUUACAGCCAACUUUUGGAGAUCGUUUCAGAAGGGAUUGGGGACACAGGUGAACCUUAGCACAGCAUUUCACCCUCAGACUGAUGGGCAGGCUGAGCGUACUAUUAAGACAUUAGAAGAUAUGUUGCGGAUGGCACCGUACGAGGCCUUAUAUGGGAGGAAGUGCAGGUCACCUAUUGGUUGGUUUGAUGUUGGCGAGACUAAGUUAAUAGGCCCGGAUAUGAUUCAGCAAGCUGUUGACAAGGUAUUACCCAUGAAGGGUGUGAUGAGAUUCGGCAGGAAGGGGAAGCUCAGUCCGAGAUACAUUGGGCCUUAUCAGAUUGUUUGUUGGAUAGGCAAGGUUGCCUAUGAGUUGGAUCUACCAUCUGAUUUGGAGGUGGUACAGAAAGUCUUCCAUGUAUCGAUGCUACGUAAAUGUAUUGGUGAUCCUUCUAGAGUAUUCCCUGUAGAUGAUGUUCAGGUAACAGAGGAGUUGUCAUAUGAGGAGAAACCCGUAGCUAUGCUUGAUCGCCAGUUUAGAAGGUUACGUACUAAGGAUGUGGCUUCCGUCAAAGUGUUGUGGGAAAAUAAUAAUAGGGAGGAAAUGACUUGGGAAGCAGAAGACGAAAUGAAGAAUAAGUAUCCUUACUUGUUCCCCAUACCUGCAGGUUGA